Molecule: messenger RNA, 1524 nt
Organism: Beta vulgaris subsp. vulgaris (sugar beet)
Lineage: Eukaryota; Viridiplantae; Streptophyta; Magnoliopsida; Caryophyllales; Amaranthaceae
Product: target of rapamycin complex subunit LST8-1
Exons: 10
Coding region: 302-1255 (317 amino acids)
Biological process (GO): regulation of actin cytoskeleton organization; TOR signaling
Cellular component (GO): TORC1 complex; TORC2 complex
Molecular function (GO): protein binding
Source: RefSeq, a predicted model, not a curated record
UGAUAAUAUCUUCGUAUGAAACAACAAUCGAAGUUUUAAUUUCAAUUUCCAAUUUAUGUUGAGUGGAAGUUUCAGAUGCUCACUUUCAAGUUUCAACCCAAUUCUUUAAACCUCAUCAAAACCCUUUUCAGGCCCACGCCUCUCUGUCUUCAUCUCCACUCUCCUAUAGUUCUAUGAUCGAUCUUCAAUUUUUUUUUCUUCAGAUUAAGAAACCGAGAUGUCUGUGUUGAUAAAAACAAUUGAGCAUCUUGAAAUUUCAACAAUUUGAAAAAAAAAGACCCAGAAAAAAGGGUGAUCAAAGAUGAGUCAACCCUCUGUGAUUCUAGCAACUGCUAGUUAUGACCACACUAUUCGAUUUUGGGAGGCUCAAACUGGCAAAUGCUAUCGUAAUAUUCAAUACCCAGAUUCUCAAGUUAAUAGGCUUGAAAUAACCCCCGAUAAGCGGUAUUUAGCUACAGCUGGGAAUCCACACAUUCGGUUGUUCGAUAUCAAUUCGAGUAGCCCUCAACCGGUGAUGAGUUAUGAUUCUCAUACGAAUAAUGUUAUGGCAGUUGGGUUUCCGUCUGAUGGAAAUUGGAUGUACUCGGGUUCUGAAGAUGGUACAGUGAAGAUAUGGGACCUUAGAGCACCGGGCUGUCAAAGGGAAUAUGAAAGCCGUGCUGCAGUUAAUACUGUUGUCCUGCACCCAAAUCAGACUGAACUAAUAUCAGGAGACCAGAAUGGAAAUAUUCGGGUUUGGGAUCUGACAGCAAAUUCAUGCAGCUGUGAAUUGGUACCAGAGGUUGAUACAGCUGUAAGAUCUUUGACAGUAAUGUUUGAUGGAACCUUGGUAGUUGCUGCAAAUAAUCAUGGAACCUGCUUUGUUUGGCGUUUGUUGAGCGGCACACAGACAAUGACAAAUUUUGAGCCACUUCAUAGGCUUCAAGCACACAAAGGAUACAUCCUUAAGUGCCUUCUUUCACCCGAGUAUUGUGAACCUCAUAGAUACUUGGCAACUGCAUCUUCUGAUAACACAGUGAAGAUAUGGAAUGUGGACAAUCAUUUCACCUUGGAGAAAACUUUAUCUGGGCAUGAACGUUGGGUAUGGGACUGUGUUUUUUCUGUAGAUGGCGCCUACCUCAUUACAGCUUCCUCGGACGCGAGUGCAAAGCUGUGGUCAAUGACAAAUGGCGAAGUCAUACAAACAUAUCAAGGUCAUCAUAAAGCUGUUGUUUGCUGUGCUCUAAAUGAUGGAGCUGAAGUAUCUUCUGCAUAACCGUCUCAUGUCAACUGCCCUUUUCUUCUUACAAGUAAAUCCCGUUAUAUAUGUUAUUACAUUGGACUGAUCAGGCUCUGUACAUAAUAUCUUGAUAGACUAUUGCAGUCGUGCAGGUAUGUAGCCAUGCUUGAUGAUUUUCGAUUCUUCCUUUUAAUUGUUAUUAAUGGUUGGUUGUGGUUUUUGCAUACGAAAUUUGCGUGACGAACAAACAGUUAAUCGUGGACUUGCAGAUUGCCUUUCCUAUUGAAUACAUAAAUCUUUGAAUA